AUGAAUUCCAAUAUAGGUCCACCUUCACCAUCCUACCCUGUGCCAUAUCCAAAUAUGAAUGGUCCGCCACCUAUGCCAUAUCCAAAUAUGAAUGGCCGACCUCCAAUGCCCUAUCCAAACAUGAAUCCUAUGUCUAUGAUGCAACAACCACGUGGAUACGGGCGUCCAAUUCGAAUUCGUCGUCGAUGUCAUUCACGUCCUACUAUUUGUAUCGUUAGAUCAGAUUCAUGUUCAUCAAUAUCAACUUGUGAAACAAUAACUCCAUGUUGUAAGCGUCGUUAUCGAUCAUGUUCACAUGCAAGCGAAUCUAGAGCUCCCCAACAACAACAACAAAUUAUUCUAGUACCAGUUAAAUGUCAACAACCACAGGCUAUUACAGGUACUGUUCAAAUGCAGCCACAACAAACUACUUUACCUACAAUACAAUUUCAAAACCAACAACAACCUUUUGCUUUGCCAACUAUUUUAAAUACAACUGCUGCUCCAAUGAUACUCAGUGGUAAUCAAUCAAUGCUUCAACCAACCUUCGCCAGAUCGCAAACAGUAACCUUUGGACAACCACAACAAAUUCAAGCUGGUUCAAUACAGUAUGUUCAAGCAGCACCAAGAUCGUCAUCAGAUCUACAAUUGAUAUCAAUGAAGCCAAAUACAUCAAUGGCUCCACAACGUGUUCUUGUUAAUAGUACGAAUAAAAACGAAGCGAACGUCAUCAAGACAAUUAGUUCAUCACAAAGUAAUAUGAAACAAGGACAGACUCGUUGA
Molecule: messenger RNA, 762 nt
Organism: Rotaria socialis
Lineage: Eukaryota; Metazoa; Rotifera; Eurotatoria; Philodinida; Philodinidae
Source: the annotation of a GenBank genome assembly